This is a messenger RNA of Paramecium tetraurelia, 1422 nucleotides long. RefSeq lists its product as uncharacterized. The record is from RefSeq and is a predicted model, not a curated record. The transcript is spliced from 3 exons. NCBI's taxonomy places the organism in Eukaryota, Ciliophora, Oligohymenophorea, Peniculida, Parameciidae.
AUGUUGUAAUAAAAAAAAGAGCAAUUUAGACAAGAAAUUAGAAAAUAAGGUUUAGAUAAAAUUUUGAAUUAAAGGAGACAGAUAUUACUGUCAGAAAAUGCUGCUCAGUAGUUUUAGGAUGGGAUAAAUGAUUAAAUAAUUCUAUUAUACAAUUAGAUUGAGGUAGAUAAUAGUUUCGACAUUUAUAAAUCUCCUCUUCUAAAACCAAUCUUAGAAGGGGAUCUAACAAAUUAAUUAAUCCUAUUGCUAUAAUUGAUAGUGAAGAAAUGCAGAGAUGCUAACUAAAUAGAAUAUUUAGAGACCUUUUUUGAGGAUUCAUUUUUAGGAUCAAGAUUGUUGAGUAAGUGUGAAAAUGAGAAGAGUCUGGUUUUUUUAGAUGAAUAAUUAUAUCUGCUUGGAUAGUUGUCACAAUCUUCACUUCUUUGCCAAUCUACACUAAUACAAUUAAAUAUUGGCCAAACUCUUAAAAAGAUAUUAGAUCUAGAGUUUGAGUCAGAUGACUACUUAAUGUCAACUUUUAUGUAUCUUAUUACCACAUUCAUCGAACCUAAUAGCGGAAUCCACUUUUAGGAUGUCUAAGAAUUUAUGUCAAUUUUAGAUUAAUUAUGUAAAAAAUUGCGAGGGAUAAAUUAUUUAAUAAUAGAAUUAGAUUUAGAAAAAAAAGAUAAAUAUACUGAGACAAAAAAUUCUUUAUUAAAUAGAAUUCUUCUAUUUGCUCGCUACUUUAUUGACAAAUCUCAAUUCACUGUUAAUCUCACACUCUACCCAAACUUUUGGGUUAUACUUACUAAUUUAGCAUUUGUUGUUCAAGAAUAAUCUUAAUUAAGGUAAAUUGCCUUACAAGUUAUAUCUGAUUCAAUAAAAUUGAAUGACCAAAAGUUGAAAUUUGACAUCAUUGAAAAAUAUCCAGACAUAUUCUGUUCAUUACUCAAUAUUAUUGAUCAUAAUUAUAAAUCUAAUGGUAAAUUUAUAAGAACUCAAGCAUCCAUCAUUAUGAAACAAUUGUUUAGUGAAUAAUCUUAAUACAUAAUCUAGAAUAUUCAUUUGAAUUAAAUUCCACUAUAAUUGAUGAUAAUAAUUGCAAGCGAAAAUGAUCGCCAAGUCCUAUAUCAUUAAUUAGAGUGUUUAUUUCUUUUAUGCUCGAACAGCUCCUUUGAGUAAUGCACUGAUCUAUACAACAAUGGAUUGCUUACUCUUUUAAUAUCUAAAUAUUAAGAAAUUAAGGAGUGCCAAGAUUAUGUCUUAAGCAAAUGGUUAUUACAAUUGACCUUAGCUGUUUUGUAACACAAUUCUAGUGGUAACUCCAUUUUGAAUUUGUUAAAGCAAUAUUAAAUAACUUCAUAUUUAAAAGAUAUAGCAAUUAAUUGUAAAAAUGAAAACACAAGUAAAAGAGCCAAUUAAUUACUCAAAUAUAUAAAUUGA